UGAAACGACUUUAUCAACAUCGAUUUCACCCACACAAAUGCAAACUCUACUUAAACUAUCAAAGCCCAAUCACAAUAUCACAUUGCAAAGAACUUUCCCAAGUCCAAUGGCUUCAGUUUUUCUCUCCUCCAUUCCUCUGCUCUUCCUGCUUUCAAUUCCCAUCAUAACUGCAGAUCCAGAUUCAUUGCAGGAUUUCUGUGUUGCAGACACAAAAUCCUCUGCAAUUUUCAUAAAUGGGUUUCCUUGUCUAAGCCCUAGUCAGACUUCUUCACAGCACUUCACCACGUCGGCUCUGAACACCCUGGCAAAUACAUCUGGCAACCCCUUUGGUGUGGGUGCGAUUGCUACAACUACAACCAUAUUGCCAGGCAUUAACACUCUGGGAAUACAAAUGGUUCGUGCCAACGUGGACGUGGGUGGACAGGUGCCACCUCAUACACACCCCAGAGCCACUGAAAUGGUUUACAUUUUGGAAGGAUAUAUACUUGCAGGAUUUGUGGAUAGUUCCAAUAAUCUUUUUUCUCAGAAAAUUAAGGCAGGAGAUGUUUUUGUUUUUCCCAAGGGGACGCUUCAUUUUCUUCAUAAUAUUGGGAAAACUCCUGCAAAUUGGAUUACUGCUUUUAAUAGUCAGAAUCCUGGGGUUGCUGUUACGCCCAUGGUCACAUUUGCUGCUAAUCCGCCCAUUCCCCCUAAAGUUCUAAGCAAGGCAUUUCAGGUUAGUUUUGAGGAGGUGGGGAAAAUAAGGAAGAGUCUAGGUGGAAGUUAGAAGAAUUGGAUGCGCCGUCUCAAAAAAAUCUUGCGUCUUUUAUAUGGGGACGUUUCUGAGACUUGGGGAUUUGGGAAACAUCGUUCUAUAGUACCACCACCUCUACGAUCUUGAUAAUAAUAAGUGAUAUUACUAUUGUUGUGAUUCCAUGUAGUUUGACAGUCUGUAAAUAUAUAUAUAUGAGUCUCUAUAUUGUUUCAA
Cryptomeria japonica (Japanese cedar) is the source of this 967-nucleotide messenger RNA. RefSeq names its product germin-like protein subfamily 1 member 1. Lineage: Eukaryota; Viridiplantae; Streptophyta; Pinopsida; Cupressales; Cupressaceae. Gene Ontology annotation, cellular component: cell wall. The record is from RefSeq and is a predicted model, not a curated record. Bases 38 to 766 code for a protein of 242 amino acids. The transcript has a single exon. Gene Ontology annotation, molecular function: manganese ion binding.